AUGCUGUUGGUAGCAGAUGAUCUUUACAGCGUCACCGGGUUUAGCGACGGCGAGAUCCUAAGGGGACCUCAAGUCGAGAAUUGGCGAGUGCCUCUAGAGGUAUUCCAGGCGGAUGGCAUCUCCCCACGGGGGGAGUCUCCUCUCCGUCUGGAGCCUCUAAACCACUCGAACCUGAGGGGGUCCGCUCAACUAGAGGGCGUGUCUGAGACUCGGACCUCGGCUCUAGUUAGCCGUUGUCGUAGAGGGCGGUUAUACACGCCCAGGUACGUACCUGUACCUGGUAUAGCGUGUCCUGUGCAGACCGGGUCUUCGCACUCUUAUCCUACGGUGAUAGGCGCAGCAUCCGAAGCGCAGCUGCGGCAGUGGGCGCGCGGGGGCUCCGAGAGCAGGCUGGAGCGGGCAGUGCUUGCGGGGCAGGGCCGGCGGCUGCUGGCGGUGACAGAGGCUCUUCCCCUAGCGCACCACCUGCCGGCGCUCGUGGCCAAGUGCCAGGCGCUCCACGCGGCCGUCGAACGCGGCUCGUUAGCCGAGCUGCAGGAGCUGCUAGACUCUGAUUACAAUCGUCGGAAGUACCUAAUGUGCCGCGAUGAAGCCGGUGUCAACCUUUUGCACAAGGCUAUCUUCUACGACUAUAUGGACAUCGCCACGUGGCUGGUCCACCAAUGCCCAGAAUUGGUGCACGACAAAGACUCCGAAGGUCGCACGCCGCUGCACUACGCGGCGGUGUGCCGCGACGAGGCGUUCGCGGCGGCGCUGCUGGAGGGCGCGGGUGCGGCGCGCGGCGCGCGGGACGCGGCCGGCCGCACGCCCGCACACUACCGCGGCGCCGCGCGCACUCAACUCUCGCUGCCCGCGCCAGACGACAUGCCGCGCGACAACGGCAAGAACCCGCCAGGGUUAGUGAUAAAGCGGCACAACAUCCGAAUAUGGUGCCACGACUGCGACAUGGCACGCCUGCAGCGCGUCGUGUGGGAGGGACACGGCACGCGGCUGCUCAGCGAAGUCUCUAACCAGCCGGUCGUCAAGAAGUUUCUGGAAGCUGUACCCUAUAUUAUGAACACUAUCCGAGAUAUUCACAAUGCCGUAAUUGAGAAUGACCUGGAAGGGUUAAUGAAGCACGCUGGCGACCCCGUGUCACCGCAAGCUCUGUCCAGCAGAGAUGUCAACAACUUGACAGUCACGCACAAGGCAGCUGGACUAGGUCACGGAGGUAUAUUGAAGUACAUUAUCGAGCGAUACCCCCAAGGUAUAAAUGAUGUCGACAAUGAUGGACGUACUCCUUUACAUUACGCAGCUGCAGUUAGAGAUGAUCAACAUACUUAUAAUACGCUUGUAGGAUAUGGUGCUGAUGAAAGCGUCACUGAUAACAAAAAUAAAACACCCGCUUAUUACAAGAAUAGACCACAAGAGAUAGAUAAAAACAUAUUGAAAACCUUGCCUGAAGCACCUAGAACUGCUUCUAGCGCUUACCCGACUUCAUGGGAUUGGAAAUUGUUAGAUACGGAAGUUAUAGCUGAAUUAAGUAAAAAAUCACGAAGGAAAAAUCUGAAGACAUCUAGUGAAAACGUUUCGUCCAAAAUAAACACAAAUACUAUUUCUGAGAGCACAGAUAACAAUUUAGGGAUGAAAACAAGCAGUACUCGAGAGUUUAUAAAAGAUUUACCUGAAUUAGAUGAUAGCCAUAAGCCAGAUAUAUCGAAUCAUAAGGAUACAGAAACAAUCGACGACACAAAUGAUGAUGGACAAAAAAAUGAACUAUCUGAAGAGAUUAUUGAAGAAAGUAAAGAAGAAAGUAAUGAUAUUAUUGAGAAUGGGGCGAAUAAAGAAUCUAAUGAAGAACAAAUAGAAGAACAUACCGAAAAAGCUAUUGAUAAAAACGCAUCUGAUGAUGAAAAUUCUGAGGACAAACCUUUAAUCAAUAGUGAAAAAAGUAAUGAAAACGAUGAAUCACAUAAUGAAGAAGACCAAAUUGAUAAAAAUUGUAUUGAAGGUAUGAAAAUUGAUAAGCAUCAAGAAGAACACGAGGAAAUUGAUGAGCCAGUCUUAAAUAAAAACGACGAAGAAGAAAAUAAUGAUGACUCUCCGGAGAAACAAAACACAGAAAAUGAAAAUAUUAAAGAAGUUGCAUUUGAUAAAAAUGAAACCAAAAAUGAUGAAAACUAUAACUCACAAGAAGACAACAAAUUAAUCAAAGAAAACAGUGAAAAGGAAGAUAAUAAUGUACAAACUGAGAAUACUAAUGAGACUGAAGAAUUUUCUUCAACAAAAGAAGGUAAUUACAAUACUGAACACAAUGAAGAUGAUGACGAUGUUCAAGUACAAGGAGACUCUUAUUCAGAAUACAGUGAUAUAAAUCACCAAAGUACUGCUGAUGUAGUUGAAAUGGAAUGUGCCAAGAGAGGAAACGUGUCCGACGGUGGAAACACGCAUGAGAGUCUUAUUGAAGGCAUUAUUAGUGGCGAAGCCGAACAGGACUCGCAAGAUGCAAGUAUGACGCAAAGAGAUGGAUCAGUGCAUGAAGAUAUACUUGUCGUUGAUAACGAAAUAGACCCAGAGGUAACAGACUUAAUAAAUAAUGCAAACAUGGAAAUGCUAGCAACUUUAGUUUUAAACGGUGAAGGAUCAAGAUUGGUUGGCAGACAUUCAAGUAACUCUGAACUACAAUCAUUUUUAGACAGUGUGCCGUCAUAUAUGCAAAAAAUAAACAAAGUACAUGUGGCGGCAAGAGAGGGAGACAUAAGAGAAUUACAAGCUGCUUUGGAUAGACGAAAAUUCGCAAUAGCCCGAGAUCCUAUUUCACCGAACGGUGCUACUCCUCUACAUGUUGCUACUGUAUUUGGAAAAACAAACAUAAUGAAAUAUCUCGGCGGAAGAUUUCCUGAAACACUUUCGGCCGUGGAUUUUGAAGGAAGAACUGCACUACAUUACGCAGCGGUAUUACCAGAUAACGGCCACUACUACAAUUUAUUACAGCAGCUUGGAGCGAAUUCUAAAGAUUUGGAUGAUAGCGGAAGAUCAGCUGAAGAUUAUAUCAGUAAUCCUAAUCUGCUUUCAUUUAGUCAACUUCUCACUGAUUUUGGAAUAAGCGAAGAAGUAGCUCAAGAUAUGCUCUCAGACAAAGUUCCUGAGGAUCGAGUAUCGUCUCGACGUUCGUUAAAUGCACCAGAAGCUUUGGAUACUCUGGAACGAUGCUAUCGACUAUUAGCGUCGGCUAAAUCAAUACGAACACCUCUUUCGGCUUCAUCUAACAGAGCUACACCUCCACUGGUUUUAGGCAGAUUUCUAAAACGACCAAUAUUUGAUUCAAUAAAAUUUAGAAUUACUAAACUAGAUCAUGAUCUUUUUGAUGUAAUUUGGCCAGCAGUGAAAAAAUUACCAGAUAACAGAAAUAUUGUUCAAACGGUUGAAGAAGAUUUUCCUGGAGGAAUAGCUGCCCCAGACUACUAUGUUUAUGAAGUUUUUCAUGAAUUUUUAGAACCGCUUAUCAAAGAUAUACACAAUAUUAAUAUUCAUACUGAUUUGAACUCACAUCCACCAUCCGAUUUCGAAAAAAUAAUAUUAAAACCUCCGUCUGCGGUAUCAGCACAACCCCUCGUAGAAUUGAAUAUAGAUCUCAAUGAUGAGUUUGUACUUUCGGGGACAAUGGAAUGUUCAAGAAAUAUUGAUGGAUUUGAACUGCCGAUAAAUCUAAAAAUUGGUAAAUUGGAAACUAUUGAAAGAAUAGUGACAACUGUAUGUAUGCAUGAAAACUUUGCAAAAUUAAGUGGAUCGUUGAUUGCUGAAUCGGAUCAAAGAGGUGGAUCAUAUUAUACUCUAAACGAAGUCAUGGAAAAACCAUCAGAAAUAUGUGCCACAUUAGCGUCUAGUGGCUUGUUGAUUGCAUUAUGUGACAGAGAAGAAAUAGAUGACUGUACCCGUCUUCACGGAAACCAUUGGCCAUACGGGCGUGGCGUUUUUGUAAGUGAAGAUAAAACUGUGGCCAUAUGGAUAAAUGUACAUGACCACAUACGAGUGCUUGUAACUAAUCCAAUUGAUAGUCCAGGAGAAAUUGGACAGACAUUCAGCAAAAUGUCCUACAUCAUGGGAUACCUACACGAUAAAAUAGAUUUUGUGUGGGAUCAAAAACUUGGCCACUUAAGUAGCAGACCCACAUUUUUAGGAGCUGGUUUACGUUUUAGCCUCAUUAUUAACUUCCCUGGUCUUUCCAAAGAUCCGGACAACAUGAAACAUUUGUGUGCAAUGAGGGGAUUGCAAUACCGCGAAACUUUGAGUGCAGAUAUAGCUCGAAUAAGUAAUUACCAAUGUUUAAACGUGACAGAGACUAACUGUUUUAAUGAUUUCGCUACCGCGGCAUCGAACUUACUGCAUCUUGAAAAGGAUUUAGCAAUGCAGAACUCAGCACACAUAGCUACGAUGCUCUCUAAUAUAUUUAGAAGGAAGCGAAGCAGUUUAGCUGAUUUAGACAAUUCAGACACUCAAUAAGUUUAAAAUUAUGAUACUUUCACAUUUAGAAUUUAAUUAAAUAAAAAGUAAGUUUUUUAUAGUUUGUCGAAUGUUGGAAAGAUCUAGGUACCUACUAGAAAAACAUAAGUAAUGGCUGAAGGCGAGGAACAAAAGAUGUAAAAAUGCAUAUUUAAAUAUACGAAUACUCCGAGUACCAUUUAGGUCAGUACUAAAGUAAGUUCGCGUGUGAAUUACGUGUGACGUGAUUGCAUUACGUUCACGCUUAUACACUAUUUUCCAAUUGCUAUCGUUGAAGCUUUUAUUGCACUACCAUCACCAGCCAGUCCUGUCUUUCCAACAUUAGAUAGUGUGUGUUG
Messenger RNA from Chilo suppressalis (striped riceborer), 4820 nucleotides. The record is from the annotation of a GenBank genome assembly. Lineage: Eukaryota; Metazoa; Arthropoda; Insecta; Lepidoptera; Crambidae.